AUGUCAGACUUAUGCUUCUGUCUACGUAAGACUUUGGCUUUGGAGAACGCAGAAGUUCGCAAGCUCUUCCAAAAAGUAGGUAUAUCACCAGAGACGCGUUUGUCCUUGCACAGUUUACUAGUGGAUGCAGGAUUGGAAUAUGAAGAAAUUCCAAGUGAUAUUGAUCAGUCAGAUAUUGAUCAGUCAGAUAUUGAUCAGUCAGAUAUUGAUCAGUCAGAUAUUGAUCAGUCAGAUAUUGAUCAGUCAGAUAUUGACGGAAAUGUAGAUCAGUCAGAUAUUAAUAGAGAAAUCAGCAACACGUGUCACCCUCUGACAGUUAACACGUACCACCCUCUGACAGUUAACACGUGCCACCCUCUGACAAGCAACACGUGCCACCCUCUGACAGUUAACACGUACCACCCUCUGACAGUUAACACGUGCCACCCUCUGAUAGGCAACACGUACCACCCUCUGACAGUUAACACGUACCACCCUCUGACAGGCAACACGUACCACUUUCUGACAGUUAACACGUACCACCCUCUGACAGUUAACACGUACCACCCUCUAACAGUUAACACGUGCCACCCUCUGACAAGCAACACGUGCCACCCUCUGACAAGCAACACGUGCCACCCUCUGACAGUUAACACGUACCACCAUCUGACAGUUAACACGUACCACCCUCUGACAGUUAACACGUGCCACCCUCUGAAAAGCAACACGUGCCACCCUCUGACAAGCAACACGUGCCACCCUCUGACAGUUAACACGUACCACCCUCUGACAGUAAACACGUACCACUUUCUGACAGUUAACACGUACCACCCUCUGACAGUUAACACGAGCCACCCUCUGACAGUUAACACGUGCCACCCUCUGACAAGCAACACGUGCCACCCUCUGACAAGCAACACGUGCCACCCUCUGACAGUUAACACGUACCACCUUCUGACAAGCAACACGUACCACCCUCUGACAGUUAACACCAACACGUGCCACCCUCUGACAGUUAACACGUACCACCCUCUGACAGGCAACACGUACCACUUUCUGACAGUUAACACGUACCACCCUCUGACAGUUAACACGUACCACCCUCUAACAGUUAACACGUGCCACCCUCUGACAAGCAACACGUGCCACCCUCUGACAAGCAACACGUGCCACCCUCUGACAGUUAACACGUACCACCAUCUGACAGUUAACACGUACCACCCUCUGACAGUUAACACGUGCCACCCUCUGAAAAGCAACACGUGCCACCCUCUGACAAGCAACACGUGCCACCCUCUGACAGUUAACACGUACCACCCUCUGACAGUAAACACGUACCACUUUCUGACAGUUAACACGUACCACCCUCUGACAGUUAACACGAGCCACCCUCUGACAGUUAACACGUGCCACCCUCUGACAAGCAACACGUGCCACCCUCUGACAAGCAACACGUGCCACCCUCUGACAGUUAACACGUACCACCUUCUGACAAGCAACACGUACCACCCUCUGACAGUUAACACGUACCACCCUAUGACAGUUAACACGUACCACCCUCUGACAAAGUCAACAAAACAAUGUGAUGAAGACUUCCGCGGACACAGUCGUUCUGAGAUAGAAUGUUCUAAACUAGCUUACAGUGUCAACAAGGUCGGAUUUAAUAAGAACACACAAGAGGACACACAAGAGAACACACAAGAGAACACACAAGAGGACACACAAGAGAACACACAAGAGAGCACACAAGAGAACAAACAAGAGAGCACACAAGAGGACACACAAGAGAACACACAAGAAAACACACAAGAGAGCACACAAGAGAACACACAAGAGAACACACAAGAGGACACACAAGAGAACACACAAGAGAGCACACAAGAGGACACACAAGAGAGCACACAAGAGAGCACACAAGAGAACAAACAAGAGGACACACAAGAGGACACACAAGAGGACACACAAGAGAACACACAAGAGAACACACAAGAGAACACACAAGAGAACACACAAGAGGACACACAAGAGAGCACACAAGAGAGCACACAAGAGAACACACAAGAGAGCACACAAGACAGCACACAAGAGAACACACAAGAGAACACACAAGAGAGCACACAAGAGAAAUCACAAGAGAGCACACAAGAGGACACACAAGAGAGCACACAAGAGAAAUCACAAGAGAGCACACAAGAGAGCACACAAGAGGACACACAAGAGAACACUCAAGAGGGCACACAAGAGGACACACAAGAGAACACACAAGAGAACACACAAGAGAGCACACAAGAGAGCACACAAGAGAUCACACAAGAGUACACACAAGAGAGCACACAAGAGAACACACAAGAGAGCACACAAGAGGACACACAAGAGAACACUCAAGAGGGCACACAAGAGGACACACAAGAGAACACACAAGAGAACACACAAGAGAGCACACAAGAGGACACACAAGAGAACACACAAGAGGGCACACAAGAGGACACACAUAAGAACACACAAGAGAGCACACAAGAGAGCACACAAGAGAACACACAAGAGGACACACAAGAGAGCACACAAGAGGACACACAAGAGAACACGCAAGAGGGCACACAAGAGGACACACAAGAGAGCACACAAGAGAACACACAAGAGGACACACAAGAGAGCACACAAGAGAACACACAAGAGAGCACACAAGAGGACACACAAGAGAACACACAAGAGGGCACACAAGAGGACACACAAGAGAACACACAAGAGAACACACAAGAGAGCACACAAGAGAGCACACAAUAG
Biomphalaria glabrata is the source of this 2763-nucleotide messenger RNA. RefSeq names its product extracellular matrix protein A-like. The transcript has 6 exons. Lineage: Eukaryota; Metazoa; Mollusca; Gastropoda; Planorbidae. Gene Ontology annotation, biological process: virion attachment to host cell. The coding region runs from base 1 to 2763 and encodes 920 amino acids. The record is from RefSeq and is a predicted model, not a curated record.